This is a messenger RNA of Capsicum annuum, 1693 nucleotides long. RefSeq lists its product as uncharacterized. Lineage: Eukaryota; Viridiplantae; Streptophyta; Magnoliopsida; Solanales; Solanaceae. The transcript is spliced from 5 exons. The coding region runs from base 667 to 1143 and encodes 158 amino acids. The record is from RefSeq and is a predicted model, not a curated record.
UCCUCUUUUUUUUCAACAUAUUUUUAACAAUUAGAACUUGGGUUAAAUUUUAAUUUCUCAAGAAAACCCUAAAUUCUAUCACAUCUUCCUCUCCAAAGCUGCCUACUGCCGAAGCUCUCGAGGUAACUUUGUCUUUUAUCCAUUUCUCAACUUUUUGUUGUUGCCCAAAUUUACACUUGAUUGGAAUGCAAUGCCCUAUUUGCAUUUGAAUUUCCUUUUAUCUAUAUGUAUUUGGAUGUCCUUUGUUGUUAAAGCCCAAAUAAGAUGUUACAGAAUUUCUUAAACAAGUCAAUUUAUGUUGUCAAUCAUACGAGACAAUUAAGUGUCCUUGUAUGGAUUAUAAAUCAAACAGGAUAAUUAGGUGUCCUUGUAUGGACGAUUGGAGGUAAUUGUCAUUAGGGAUGGGCAUAAUACCGAUUGCACAUUUCUACAUUAGAGGCUGUAAAAGAGGUGAUGUUUCUAAUUAGGGUAGUACGAAAAAUGAAUUAGUUAAUUUUACCUAAUUCAACUGUGUAGGAUCCGGAUGAAAGAUUUAAUUAGGGGCAAAGGUGAAGAGCACUUAUCAAAAGUUGGGUUUAUUAAGAAAAUGGUUUCAAUGGACCAUCAAGCUAGUGGAGCUCUUGAACUGAAAAUAUCCAAUGUGGAUGAGGAAUCUUAUUCCCUAAGAUGUUGAUGAAACUGAUAUAUCAGAUCAUGUUGACCUUAUUACUCUUGAAAACAGUUUAUAGGGAUAGAGAAAGAACUGUUGCCAUGUACAAUGAAUUUCGCAGGAGAAUGUUGCAUUUCAAUGAUGGUGAAAUCACUUCUGAGGCAUGGCAUCUCAGUGAUGAGUCUCAAUAUAAAAAAUUGAAAAAAACUCGAUGUAGUGGACAACCUGGAUGGCUUGGGUCAGAUUAUUGGAAAGAACUUAUUGUAGUACUGGGCUCUCCGGAGUUUCAAAAGAAGAGCUCCCAGGCAAAGGCAACCCAGAAUUCUAAGAAAGGUGACUCAUUGCACACUUGUGAUUCGGUGUCCAUGGAGACAACUAAGAGUAGAUUGGAAGCAUCUCUUGGUAGAUCAACUACUCAUGAAGAGGUAGGGAAGAAGACCCAUAUGAAAAUUAGAAAUGGAAAAGAAGUCUGGCCGGGUCGAGACAUGGGCUGAUUAUACUUAUAAUCGAUAUGUUCAAGCAAUUGAAGAGCUCAAAUUGGCUAGUUGGAUAUAGUUGGAGGCAUGUAUAAGGGCAUACGACCUUUGCUCUGAGAAGAACUUUCACCACCUUCAGUGUGGAUUGCAAGGUAUAGGGAGUUCUGCCAUCAUGUCAGAUGAGCAGCUUGAUGAGAUGCGAUAGGAAGUUCAGGAGCUUGCUAGGAACUACGAGUAAUGAAAAAGAAGGAUGAAGAAGGAGCGACGUAGAACGACACUUGAGUCAGCUGAUCAAGAACUCAAGGCUUAAGUAAAUACCUUAAUCAAGCUUCCUCGUUCUCCGCCCCUUAGCGCUGAUGAUGGUGGUGGAGAGGAUGAGGAGGAUGGAAUAGAGUAUUAGGUGGUAUUGUUAUUUUAGUUCUAGAUUUUAUUAGUUUGUAGUGUUUGAAAGAAUUUGUGUUGGUGAUUGUUUGUGUACUUUUUUAAUACUUGAUUUGCAUAUUGUUUAAAUUGGAUGAAUAUGUAUGAAGUUUGGUUGCUUAAUUUUAAUGUUUGAAUUGUUUUGGAA